Molecule: messenger RNA, 684 nt
Organism: Triticum turgidum subsp. durum (durum wheat)
Lineage: Eukaryota; Viridiplantae; Streptophyta; Magnoliopsida; Poales; Poaceae
Source: the annotation of a GenBank genome assembly
AUGGUGAACUCGGCGGAGCCGUCGCCCGCGGCUUUCCCUUCGGAUCUCACCAAGGAAGGCGGUGCUACGGAGGCGGGGGGCAGGGCCGCGGAGAUGGUUCCAAUGUCGUCGAGUGCCCACCGCGGGAGGCUGAUGUCGCUACCAUCAAUGCUCAAGCCCUGGGGAAGCCAAUGGCUGCUGCGGUGUGUUCCCGUGAACCGCCAUGGCGAACCCAUCGCCCUGGACACGGGAUCCUCCUCGGAUCAGCAAUAUGAGGUCAGCGAGAGGCUACAGCUUGGCGUCGGCAAAGUGGAAGAGGCGCCGGGCACUGGCAACCCCAAAGUCGACAAGUACCCUGAGGUCACCGAGGAGGUUUCUCCACAGCUAUUGAAGGCACGCCCUGGCCGCCGCCGCCACCUUGCUAUGCCAUCCCACGCGGCCACGACCGUCGUGAGUGCAUCGUCGCAGGCAUUCGAGCGCGAGCGGAGGUCGGUCCGCGCCGAUGCGCUCAACAGGCCACGAUUCUCCAUAUCACUCUCCGCGGAGGAGAUUGAGGAAGACAUCUACGGCCUCACCGGCGCACUCCCAUGUAGUCGCCCUUGCCGUCGGCCCCGCAAAGUGCAAAAGCAGCUCGAUCUGCUAUUUCCUGGCACGCGGUUAUCGCAGAUCAACGUGGAGUCCUACCGGGUGCCGGACAAUCGCUGA